GCAGAUUCCUUGCUACAAUGAGUGUGAAAAGCAGUUCAUUUAUGGUGGCUGGAUGCCUGUUGCCUUUGCAGGUAAAGAAAGGCAAGACUACACAGAGGAAAGCAAAGGAGAUUGUGAAACCUGAGGCACAGUCCAUGCUCCAAACUUUAUCUCUGCGUGAUAUAAGACAGAGAAAUGGAAAAUCUCCAGACCACAAUAAGCCACCUGGUCAGCAAAUCAAUAAUGGUGUGAAUAUUGAAUCUUCGAACAAAAAUGGAGUGGAAAAAUAUACAUCCAAACAAACAGAAAUAAAUGUUAUCAAAUCUGUGGACAACAAAGAAUUAAAACCUCCGAAUUUAUACUGUGUUACUGCACCCUGUGGAGAUAAGUCUUUAUCUUAUAUUCACUCUAUCAAAAAACCAUCUUUUGAAGCUCAGAAAUCAAAAGCAUUUCAAAAACAGGACAUUCUACCAGAGGAUGAGGAUGAUUCUCUUCUAGUUCUGCUCAGAAAGGAGUUUGAGUUGCAUCCUAUAAGUCUCCCUGCUUUGGCCAGCCUGAAUGAAGAGCUCAAGGAGACGGAUCUCAAGAAAUCAGGAUUUCUGUCCCAGGCCCAGCUGAGCACCCUGCUUCUCAAACAUGAUGUCCCGCUACAAUUACCAACUGUGAAACUGCUUUUCAAGAGGUGUUCACAAGCUAAUGACCAAAAACUGAUAUAUUAUGAAAAAUUGAUCCAGUUAUUAACACUACAGGCAUCGGGAAAAAUGCGACAUAUCCUUCCUGAGAAGAAUCAAAAUAAAAAGAAUCCAAGCUCUUGGACAUCAGAAAAUACAUUUCUGGCACUGAAGCAGAUACUAAAAGAACACAAUGGAGAGCUGGAUUUUGAAAAAUUAACCCAGAGUUUUCUGCAAGAAGACCAGAUUUGCUCAGGCCUUCUUUCAUUUCCUGAGGUAGAAAAUAUUUGCCAAAGGCAUGGACUAAUUCUACAUCCUGGGAUGAUGGAAACUUUGGCCAAUUUAUGUGACUUUGGUAGAAGAGGCAGAAUGCAAUGGAAACCAUUUGUAGAGUUGCUGAAGAAAGUCCAAACUGGAAUGAACCCUGCUUUCCUUGUUUGUAAAAGAAGAAACAAGGAGAAAAGUGAAGAUAAUUCUCAGAUUAAAGAGCAGCAUAAACUUCAAACUGCUAAUCCAUGGAAUUCAUAUGACGCCAGUGAUUCUGAAGAACAAGAGGCCUGGAUAGACCGGUUCAGAAAAUUGGAGAAAGCCCUUUAUUUAUCUGAUGUCAAAAACACAGGCAAGCUGGAAAAAGAAAAGGCCAAGCGUUUGAUCCAUAACUACAAUCAAAUUUAUGACCUGUGCCUUAGUCCUCUAAAAAUUGAUAAAGCGUUUCGGCCUUUUCGUUAUGGCCAAGAGCUGCCACUGGAACCCUUACUACAAUACUUGAAGGAGCUUUAAUCUCUACUGAGAGAGAGUUCUUGCUAAUUCAAUACAUAAGCAUUCCUACUUUUAAUUUUCAACUGUAAUAAAAUUAUACGUAUGCAUACUGUAAAAACAAAGUUCUCUUCUGAGUAAUACUUUUAAAUAAAGCUUUCUGUGUGAA
This is a messenger RNA of Protobothrops mucrosquamatus (brown spotted pit viper), 1575 nucleotides long. RefSeq names its product chromosome unknown C1orf87 homolog (gene CUNH1orf87). Lineage: Eukaryota; Metazoa; Chordata; Lepidosauria; Squamata; Viperidae. The record is from RefSeq and is a predicted model, not a curated record.